AUGCCGUGUUCUUGGUCUCGUUGUAUUUACUGCUGUUGUUGUUGUCAGUGUUAUACAAAUAUUGGCGCGACGGAGAACGGUGUUAGCAAUACUGGUGGAAAUAAGUCUACCAGUGGACAAUGGGAUAUUUAUUUAGAUUCUCAAUAUGAUACAUUGACAGGAUCUCUUAUUAUUGCAUCAGAAGAAAGUGAUACAUGUUUCGAAUAUAUCCAUCGAUCAUUUCAUAUACUCAGUAUUAGUACUCCUAUUAUUCUUGUCGAAGCAAUAUUGGUGAUAGUCUUUAGUUUAAUGUUUGUAUUUGGAUGUAAAUAUUCUAAUGAUUGUCCAAAACAACCAUUACUUAUUAUUUAUCAUCUUAUUGGUGGUGGUGUUGGUUCUCUUUUUUGGUUAUGGUUAAUGUUACGAGCAUUACGUCGAAAGCGACAAGAAUCUGGUCUUGAUGAUGAUGACGAUACUGAUUAUGAUGCACAUUUAGAAGAUAGCUCUGGUGGUCAAAGACUUAAAGAUAAUGGAAUAUGGUUUAUGGAAUUAUUAGCUUUUAUUUUUCUUCUUAUUUCUUUUUUAAUGGGAAAUUAUUGGACAUGGUCAAUUUUUUGGCCAGCACAAGAUAUGACUGAAACUCAACCGAUUGAUUGGUGUAAUCAUUCCUUAUAUAUAUUUACGUUAGUUUCAAUUGGAAUUAUUUAUGUGUUGGCUAUAUUUGCUAUAUUAUUCAUAUUUUCAUUCAUCAUUUUUGCAAGAUAUUGUGCUCGCGUAUUGAUUAAUGAAUAA
Rotaria sordida is the source of this 771-nucleotide messenger RNA. NCBI's taxonomy places the organism in Eukaryota, Metazoa, Rotifera, Eurotatoria, Philodinida, Philodinidae. The record is from the annotation of a GenBank genome assembly.